ACUUCCUAUUUCCGACCUGUAGACGCAACGCUGAGGGGCGGGAUUUGGGUGUGAGAACCUUCAGUUCGAGCUGUGAAAUUGUGUCGCUGUGGUGCGGAGGCAAGCAGGUCAAAACCAGCUAGUGACUAAGGAUGAGUCUCCAAUGGAGUGCGGUUGCUACCUUCCUCUAUGCAGAAGUCGUGGCUGUGCUGCUGCUCUGCAUUCCUUUCAUUUCUCCCAAAAGAUGGCAGAAGAUUUUUAAGUCCAGCCUUGUACAACUGAUAGUGAGCUAUGGCAACACCUUCUUUGUGGUUCUCAUUGUUAUCCUGGUACUACUUCUUAUUGAUGCUGUGCGGGAGAUCAGGAAAUACGAUGACGUGACAGAGAAGGUGAACCUGCAGAAUAACCCUGGGGCCAUGGAACACUUCCACAUGAAGUUGUUCCGGGCCCAGAGAAACCUCCACAUCGCUGGCUUCUCUCUGCUGCUGUCUUUCCUGAUCAGACGCCUAGUGACCCUUAUUUCCCAGCAGGCCACACUGUUGGCCUCCAAUGAGGCCUUCAAAAAACAGGCUGAGGGUGCCAGUGAAGCCGCCAAGAAAUACAUAGAAGAAAAUGACAAGCUGAGGAAGGAAGCGGGUCUAUUGGACCUGAGUGAUGAGACACUGGUGGAGAACAAAGACCUGAAGGUUGAAUUCGAGAAACUGACGGAGGAGCUGGCCAUCAACAAGCGAAACCUGGAGAAAGCAGAAAAUGAGGCUCUGGCCAUGCGCAAGCAGUCAGAAGGGCUGACAAAAGAGUAUGACCGCCUACUGGAGGAGUAUACUCGCCUCCAGGUUGCAGUGAAUGGCCCAACAGACAAGAAAGAGGAGUGAGGGGCUGCUUCCAGGGGCCCCACUGCUGACAUUGAUUUCACUGACUGACCCCUUCUAAGAGGUUUUCUCAGCAGAACUUGGCCCCUUCUCCUUCCCCCCCCCCCCCCCCCAAAAAAAAAAAAGAAAAGAAAGAAAAAGAACUGGUUUGCCUGAGGAGGGGGUUUUUUGAACCUGGUUUGUUGUUUGGCAUUUCCUUUGUUAAUCAAUAAAGUUUACCUUGUUACAAGAA
Molecule: messenger RNA, 1080 nt
Organism: Sarcophilus harrisii (Tasmanian devil)
Lineage: Eukaryota; Metazoa; Chordata; Mammalia; Dasyuromorphia; Dasyuridae
Gene: BCAP31
Product: B cell receptor associated protein 31
Exons: 8
Coding region: 132-851 (239 amino acids)
Biological process (GO): intracellular protein transport; endoplasmic reticulum to Golgi vesicle-mediated transport
Cellular component (GO): endoplasmic reticulum membrane; endoplasmic reticulum
Source: RefSeq, a predicted model, not a curated record